Messenger RNA from Dioszegia hungarica, 477 nucleotides. RefSeq lists its product as uncharacterized. Gene Ontology annotation, cellular component: TRC complex. The record is from RefSeq and is a predicted model, not a curated record. The coding region runs from base 1 to 477 and encodes 158 amino acids. Gene Ontology annotation, biological process: post-translational protein targeting to endoplasmic reticulum membrane. The transcript is spliced from 3 exons. NCBI's taxonomy places the organism in Eukaryota, Fungi, Basidiomycota, Tremellomycetes, Tremellales, Bulleribasidiaceae.
AUGCCCCCCUCUUUCCCCGCAGACGACGUCCCCGAGCCCCGCGUGACCUACACCUCCCUCACACACCACACAGCCUUCGAGACCGGCCUGGCCAUCCGGAAACACUUUCUCGACACCUAUCCCACGGUCGACGAGCCCGGAGGUCCAGGUAUCGUCAUCCAGAUUCAGCUCUUCAGUGGGCACAUCCUCUUUGCUGCUGCGGUCGGCUCGGGGCCGACGGUCGGUCCUGGGAAUUGGAAGUGGGUAGAGGGGAAGUUCAAUACGGUGCGCAAGUCAGGAGGGAGUUCGUGGAAGAUGGGUCAGACGCUCAAAGCAUCAGGCAAGACAGCAGAGGCUGUGGGUUUCCCGUUCCCCGAGUUCGCUUGCGCCGGCGGAGGGGUACCUAUCUGGAUCAAGGGGAACGAGGUGGGACCUGUCGGAGCGAUCAUUGUCUCAGGUCUGCCGCAGCGGGAGGACCACCAAGGAUAUUAUGGCUAA